CUGGCUGAUGAGGCAACCUUACUGGGCACUAGUAGAAAUGGAGGGAGGGGAAAAUCUGGAGCUGCAGUCAGUUUUGGGAAACUUAGCCUUAACCAGGUUCUGCUAAGCGCCAGCGAGAAGCGUGGAAGUCCAGGAUGGUUUAACUGUCAAGAGGAAGUAAGAAACCAGAGGAGAAAAAAAAGAAGAGGACUAACUCAUGGCUGAACUGCUUUCAGAUAAGGGAUCUCUGCUGCAGGCCUGACACCCAGGUGUGACCAGAGUCAGCGGGGGUUCCAAUGGCUGCUGCAAAUGACGACCCACACCUGGGCAGUGGCCCAUCUGACGACUCAGAGAUCCUCCUGGAUGACUCUGACUCGGGUAGUGUGCUUUCAGACGACUCCGUGCUUCCCAUCUAUGAAAGGGACGGAAAAUCAACAGAGCCGGCUAAAACAUUGUACGAGGCCUGUUCCAAGAAUGACACUGCAUCCCUGCGCAGCAUCAUGGAGAGAGGAGUCACAAAAGAUGAGGUCAUGGAGCUAGACAUCAAUGGCAGGAAUGGGCUGAUGCUGGCUGUGUCCAAGGGUUUUGUGGACAUCGUCGCCUUGCUUCACACAUGCCCAUUAAUAGACAUCAACCACCAAGACAAUGAUGGCAACACUGCUGUCAUGAUUGCAGCCCAAGCAGGCUUCAUCACCAUCCUGAACUAUAUCCUUAACUACUACCCUUGUGUGGACACUGAGAUCAGGGACCCCCGUGGGUUCACAGCUCUCAUCAAGGCAGGCCUACAAGGCAGAGAAGAGUGUGUCUCCGCAUUGCUAAUGCAUGGUGCAGAUAUCAAUGCAGUCGACCUCGUCCAGGGGAAAGGUCUAAAGGACUGGGUUCUUAGGACAGGAAGGUUUGAGACUCUGAACAGACUGCGUCGCCUGCAAACUCGUCCUAUUGCAGAACAGUUCUGUGAAAGCUACAUUCCUGAGUGGCCUGAGCUAAAGCUACUGGUGGCAAAGGCCACUGCAGCCAAAACAGCAGGUCAGAAGCUGAGGCAGCGCUUAAAAGACAGUCUUAGUUUCAGCUUCCCACAUGACCCCCAAGACAAUGGGGUCAUGGACCACAUGGUGCGGAUGACUACAAGCAUCCACAGCCCCUUGAUAGCUACUGGUUGCCGUCCACUCUGUCCCACCAGCCCCCCAGAGAUUGGCAAGCGACGAUUUGCUGUACCGGAACUGCUUGACAAGCACAGCAGCAAGGAACUGGAGGAGAGCAUGGUGUCUCACAGUAAUGGCUCCAUCACUUCAGCUUCACCUGUGUCGGCCACCUCUGUAUCACUGACCUCUUGCUGCCAAGACUCAGAGCGCAGGCAAAGCUCACCAACAGGUGGCAUGAAAAGUUUCAUCCCCCGCAGCAUGGCACACAGAAAUAGCAUCUUCCCCUCAGGCUGCAUUCCCAAAAUUGAAGUUACAAAAUCUGGGGAGCGCACUCCAAAGAAGGAGAAAAAGAACAAAAGGCAAAAGGGUUACCUGGAACCUCCUGUCUGGAAGUACAAGGAAGCCAAGGAGGAAAAAAAGAGAGAGAAGAAAAAGCAAGAAAAGGAAAAAGAGGAACAGAAAAAAUCCAAGGGGUCCAAACGUUCAUGAAGUGAAAACGCCCAUUUUUUUCUUUCUAGCAAAACAGUUCUGAAGUGAGCAGCUGACAAGGGAAACACAUGGGUGAACCUUGAUCUGGAAAAUGCACUGGCUGGCUUUUUUCAGCAUCUUUGUACAAGCUGAAAAAUUAUGCUAACCAAAUAGAAUCUGGUUUUCCAGAGACUGUGGUUUACUGGUUUCCUGUCUGAAAGGGUGAAUUGUUUUUUUGAGGAUGCAAUUACACUGACUGCACACACCUGCGAUGGUGUUAUUUUUCUCUAUAAAAGGAUUUUACCCAUCUUCAUUUCAUGAACAACUUCUCAGUAGCGUGCCAUUGUGGUAUUUCACUGCAAUAUAACCAAAUAGCCCAUAGCCAACUGUAUGUGAUCAGAUGCCUUCAGGGAAUGUAUCAAAGUCACAUUUAAUCAAAGACUGUGAAAGGCAAAAAAAAAACCCCCCCAAAAAAAAAACAAUUUCAGCUACAAAUUAAAGGAAAAAAUCAGUGAGAAAUGCUCCAUCAUGGAAUAAUUAUGAUGACUCGGAACACUGAUUUCUAUCCCCUCUUAGACCUGAAAUAUACUCCCUUACAGACUUGUGCAUGGCAGCUGCAGAAACCAUGAACAAGUAGCUGCUCUUAUUAUUUUACUUUCUCUUCUGCUUGAAGGAAGAAUGCACAGUUUGUGCAGUAGCAGUAUUACAACAAACCAACUACUACAGAUGUUUUUUAGUUUGUGCCGUAUGGAAAGCACAAGUGUGUUAUCUAUGGUUCAGUUCCAUUAAGCGUCUCAGUGAGCCAUGACAAGGACCCAGCAUCCCCUGAGUGGAGGUUUAAUACACUAUUAAUGUCUCUGAAAAAGGUAUACUGGAGGCAUAUGUGAACAUCUGCAAGGACUCUCCCUGAUAAUCAAAGCAGUCACUGCAACCUUGCAGAUUCCAAAAGUAUCAAAUGUGUACAGAGACAAGUAACCCCAAGCCAUGCCUGCAAAAUUCAGGUUUUCCUUUAAUUUGUCAUCUUUUCUGUGAUUCUUUUGCUCUUUUUUGUGUUUUGCUGUGUCACGCAAAUGAUGUGAGUGUGAUACUAUAAAAGGAACAGAGCCAUCUCUGAAGCAUCUUCUUUCAUACUGGAAAACAAUGCUCAGUGGGAUGCAAAUAGAAAUCUUCAGCCUGCUGCUUCAUAUUGUUUGUUUCAUCGAUUAUUAUUUGAAAACGAGUACCGUUGCUAUUCAGGGAAAUAUACAAUAAGCAUAUUAUUAUCAUCAGAAUAACAAACUGCAUAUUCAAGAACAGAAACCUGUUGUGGACUAUAGCUCAAUUUUGGGAUUUUUUUAAUUAUUCUCUUUAUAGAUAAACGAACUAAAAUAAUAAAUAAUAAAUCAUGCAUUUAACUGCAAUAAAUAUCCCAAAUACAGCUAAAUAUGUUUAAUUGUGUUCUCUGAAAACUAUAUAUAAUUAGAUACAUUGUGGUGAAAAUUUAGACAAUCAUUUCUGGGGUCAUUUAAAGUCAAAACAAGAGAUGCAAAAAGCUCAGGUCUUCAACAUCUUUAUAAAGUCUGUAAAACUGAA
This is a messenger RNA of Pundamilia nyererei, 3161 nucleotides long. It is a transcript of the gene ankrd33aa, whose product is annotated as ankyrin repeat domain 33Aa. The record is from RefSeq and is a predicted model, not a curated record. Gene Ontology annotation, molecular function: protein binding. The transcript is spliced from 5 exons. Bases 276 to 1610 code for a protein of 444 amino acids. NCBI's taxonomy places the organism in Eukaryota, Metazoa, Chordata, Actinopteri, Cichliformes, Cichlidae.